GCUUAUAUUGUCUAAUAUGACAGCGACAGGACAGUAAGCAGAUUUUGAGGUUUGACAUUUUGCAAUGUAAUCAUGGCGUCGGAACGGUAUAGUUUCUCUCUCACAACUUUCAGCCCUUCGGGAAAAUUAGUGCAAAUUGAAUAUGCAUUAGCGGCUGUGGCAGCCGGCGGUACCUCCGUCGGAAUAAAAGCAUCCAAUGGCAUUGUGAUUGCUACUGAGAACAAACACAAGAGCAUACUGUACGAUGAGCACAGUGUGAACAAAGUUGAAAUGAUCACUGGUCAUAUUGGCAUGGUAUAUUCAGGAAUGGGCCCAGACUACCGACUGCUCGUCACCCAAGCUCGCAAGAUGGCGCAGCAGUACUAUUUGAUGUACCACGAACCUAUACCCACCGCUCAACUCGUGCAGAGAGUCGCUACUGUUAUGCAGGAGUACACACAAUCCGGAGGUGUGCGUCCCUUCGGAGUGUCUCUGCUGAUAUGCGGUUGGGACAACGACCGCCCAUACCUGUUCCAGUGUGAUCCGUCCGGUGCUUACUUCGCAUGGAAGGCCACUGCCAUGGGCAAGAACUUCAACAACGGGAAAACAUUCCUUGAAAAGAGAUAUACGGAAGAGUUGGAGCUCGAUGAUGCAGUGCACACAGCUAUCCUGACCCUCAAAGAAGGCUUCGAAGGUCAAAUGACUGAAGAUAAUAUAGAAGUGGGUAUUUGCGACGCGAGUGGUUUCAGGCGGCUCGAGCCGGCGCACGUUAAGGAUUACUUGGCGAAUAUACCAUAAGUAGUUUAAUAUUUUGAUCGGAAUAAAUGAUUUUUUUUAUAUAUAUA
Galleria mellonella (greater wax moth) is the source of this 824-nucleotide messenger RNA. RefSeq names its product proteasome subunit alpha type-2 (gene Prosalpha2). The record is from RefSeq and is a predicted model, not a curated record. Gene Ontology annotation, biological process: ubiquitin-dependent protein catabolic process. Gene Ontology annotation, cellular component: proteasome core complex, alpha-subunit complex; proteasome core complex. The coding region runs from base 73 to 777 and encodes 234 amino acids. Lineage: Eukaryota; Metazoa; Arthropoda; Insecta; Lepidoptera; Pyralidae. The transcript is spliced from 6 exons.